AUGGACUACGGCCACCAUGCUGCGACCACAACCACCACGGCGGCCACAACGCCCCGUGCUGGCACCCCAGACAGCGAUCCUAUAGAGAUGGCUCCAGUCAGGAAUCCUUUCUCAUCCCCGUAUGGCUCCAUGCCCGCUUCAGCAAUGGGCUCUUCGAGCGGUUUCCAGGUCGCUCCCGCACCUAGAUACUUCCACUCCCGUCGAAUACAGAAGGGCCAACAGGAGAGACCUUGGCUGGAUCGAAAGGACCCCAAGGAGAAGUGGGUGACCAUCAUUCCACUUAUCGGCAUCUUCAUUGGUCUUGCACUCACCGGUUUCUUGGUUUACGAUGGACUUUCGAGCGUGCAGAACCACGUCUACUGCUCGGUCUUGGAUGACAACUUCUCUCAAGGUAUCAACUCCAAGGUGUGGACUAAGGAAGUCGAGGUCGGUGGUUAUGGCAACGGCCAAUUCGAAUGGACAACCAACACCGACGAGAACGCGUUCGUGCAAGACGGCAUGCUGGUUAUCAAGCCCACAUUGCAAGAUCAGAAGCUCAUGGAAACAAACAAUGUCAUCAACUUGCUCGCAGACGGCUCAUGCUCGACCAAGAACUGGCUCGACUGUGUUGCCGUGACCAAUAUCACGAACGGCACCGUUGUCAACCCAGUCAAGUCCGCCCGUCUCAGCACCAAGCUUGGCGCAAGCAUCAGAUACGGCCGUGUUGAAGUCGAAGCCCAGCUUCCAGCUGGCGACUGGCUUUGGCCCGCCAUCUGGAUGUUGCCUAACAAUGACACCUACGGACCGUGGCCCACGUCAGGCGAGAUCGAUAUCAUGGAGUCUCGCGGCAACAACUACACCUACCCACAAGGUGGUGACAACAUCGUCUCCUCCACUCUUCACUGGGGUCCCGACUCCAGCAACGAUGGCUGGUACCAGAACAACGUCAAGCGCGAAGCUCUGCACACGACCUUCGCCAAGGGCUUCCACACCUAUGGUCUCGAAUGGUCGGAGAAGUAUCUCUUCACUUACAUCGACACCCGCCUUUUACAAGUCGCCUACGUCAACUUUAACAAGCCGUUCUGGCAGAAGGGUAACUUCCCUCCCUCUGACGCCAAUGGCACCCGUCUCGUCGAUCCGUGGAGCCAGACUGGUGAAGACUCCACACCGUUCGACCAGGACUUCUAUCUCAUCCUCAACGUCGCUGUAGGCGGCACUAACGGGUGGUUCGAGGAUGGUGUUGAGGGCAAGCCGUGGGUCGAUGCCUCACCUACUGCCAAGCGCGAUUUCUGGAACGCCAGGAAUCAGUGGUACCCGACCUGGCAGAAGCAAGGCGCUGGCGAGAUGCAAGUCAAGAGUGUCAAGAUGUGGCAGCAGAAGGGCUACAAUGGCUGCUAG
Messenger RNA from Recurvomyces mirabilis, 1377 nucleotides. RefSeq lists its product as uncharacterized. NCBI's taxonomy places the organism in Eukaryota, Fungi, Ascomycota, Dothideomycetes, Mycosphaerellales, Teratosphaeriaceae. Gene Ontology annotation, biological process: carbohydrate metabolic process. The coding region runs from base 1 to 1377 and encodes 458 amino acids. The record is from RefSeq and is a predicted model, not a curated record. Gene Ontology annotation, molecular function: hydrolase activity, hydrolyzing O-glycosyl compounds. The transcript is spliced from 2 exons.